Molecule: messenger RNA, 1134 nt
Organism: Diceros bicornis minor
Lineage: Eukaryota; Metazoa; Chordata; Mammalia; Perissodactyla; Rhinocerotidae
Product: alpha-N-acetylgalactosaminide alpha-2,6-sialyltransferase 2-like
Exons: 1
Coding region: 1-1134 (377 amino acids)
Molecular function (GO): sialyltransferase activity
Source: RefSeq, a predicted model, not a curated record
AUGAUUGUGACGGGGAGGCGCGGGGAGGGGCGGGCGCCGCGCGGCCUGCGCGGGGCCUGUGUGCCCAGCGCCCGGAGGAUGGACAGCAGGUGCAGGCUGGGGCUCUGGCGGCUGCCCCUGCUCGCGGCCGCCUGGGCCGGGCUCCUCGUCUGCCGGUACUAUGCGGUGCGGGAGCCGGACCCGGGGCCAAGGAGGCACGGGGCCUGCCGCCGGCCCCCGGCCCUGGCCCUGCGGCGGCUCCCGCACUCCCGGCAGCUCUUCUCUCUCUCCACUCCGGUGCUGCUGUGGGACGGUCUCUUCACCCAGGAGCUCUGGGACAGCCUGAGCCAGCGCAAAGCUCCUUAUGGCUGGCAAGGUCUCCCCCACCAAGCCAUCGCCUCCGCCCUGCGCCUUCUGAACAGCCCGGAGAGUGCGGAGCUGUUCCCCGCCUCCGGGAAGCCGCGUCCAUCCUGCGUUCGGUGCGCGGUGGUGGGCAACGGAGGGAUUCUGAAUGGCUCCCGCCAGGGCUGGCUCAUCGACGCCCACGACUACGUCUUCAGACUCAAUGGUGCUGUGAUCAAAGGCUUCGAGGAUGACGUGGGCACCAAGACCUCCUUCUACGGUUUCACUGUGAACACCAUGAAGAACUCCCUCAUCAACUACGGGCACCUGGGCUUCACCUCCGUGCCACAGGGACGAGACCUGCGCUAUAUCUUCAUCCCUGCAGACAUCCGAGACUACGUGAUGCUGCGAUCGGCCAUUCUGGGUGUGCCUGUUCCUGAGGGUCUUGACAAAGGGGACAAGCCUCAGACCUAUUUUGGACCAGAUGCCCCUGCAGGUAUAUUCAAGCUACUACAUCCAAACUUCAUCCGCUAUCUGAGAGAGAGGUUUUUGAGGUCGAGCUUGAUUGACACAGAAGGUAAAGAUGUAUACAUGCCGAGCACUGGGGCCCUCCUCCUGCUGACAGCUGUGCAUACCUGUGACCAGGUUAGUGCCUAUGGAUUUAUCACAAGAAACUACCGGAAAUUUUCUGACCACUAUUUUGAACUACGAAAGAAGCCACUGAAAUUUUACGCAAACCAUGAUCUGCUGCUUGAGGCCGCUCUGUGGGAGGACUUGCACAAGGCUGGCAUCAUUCAGCUGUAUCAGCGCUGA